CUCGUUAAACUAAUAGAAAUAAUGUAAAGAAAAGAAAGAAGAAAGAAGAAGGAAAAUAGAUCCAGGGGAUAUAGACUAGACAAUAGUCUAAAACCCUAUAAAAGAAGAAAGAAGAAGAAGAAGAAGACGUUUCUCUUUCACUUUAUGUGCUCGGGUUAUUCUUGGUACAGCCUGAUAGCCUUUUUAACUUUCAUAUAAUUAAGAAAUACAAUACCCGAGUGACAUGGAUGUGUGCUGUUGAGGGAAAACGAGGUUAUGACGGUAUGAUAUAACGAAAAAAAAACGCAACUUUUUAUUCACUUUUGUCACUGACAAGCUCGGCCAUGAAGCACAGCUGACAGGAAAUUAAUAUUCAGGAGAGCAGCAAUGUUUCUUCUUUUUUUUAUUAUAUCCUUAGAAAUAUAAAAAUAGGGUUAAAAUGGAAGCCUUAGAAAGAAACCAGGAAUCUCUGAAAGUUGUCAUUGAAGAAACUAGUGAUGCAAAUGAACCAAAUAAGGUGGAAGAGGAAGAACCUAAGACACCAAGAGCAUAUCAUAGGAGAAAAUCAUCUUUACAAUUGCGGAAAAGUACGUCAGAGGAUAAUCCAGGUUUACCAGUGAGCAUAUCGUACAGGACUGGAGAUGAUACUGUUGAAGUUUCAAAUUUAAGUGAUGGAAGUUAUGCUAUUGACUCACCACAUGAACCACCAAUCUCAGAUUUGGAUCUUCUUCUGGCAGCGACAUAUGUAGAAGAUGCAAGAGAUGGAAGGCAUUCAGACUUUAAAGUGUCCGAGAAACAUUUAAAAUUAUAUCACAUGUAUCAGAGUAGAUGGGGCCAAGCUGCACUGUACAUCAUAAUUAUACUUCAUCUCUCCUUGGCUUUAUUUGAGAAGCCAGCAGUAUAUGGCUUAGAAAUGUCUUAUUGGGCCUCCAUGACCAUAGAAGUAGGUAUCCUCUGCUGCUACCUAUUUCGACUUGCACAUAUAAAUCUUUUCACUCCCGUCGUCAGGUUCUGGUCUGACACUAAGAAUAUACUUAUCUUGGUACUCAGUGGGCUUACUUUCUUAGACAUGGUAAUAUAUAUUGGACUAGUAGAAAAUGACAUCUUUGGAGUACGGUGGUCAAGGCCCUUGAGACCUCUCUUUGCUGUGAAUUUCCCAGAGAUGAAGCAAAUCAGGCGAUCAUUCCGGAACAUGCGAAGAACUCUGCCAGAUGUAGUCAAUGUUCUUGUUCUCUUCUUCUUCAGUUUGGCCAUAUUUGCUCUAAUGGCAUACAAGCUGUUUGGUGAUAGAGGCCUUUCUUGGGUAGAUGGUAGACCCUACUUCGCCACUUACUGGGACAGCAUCUUUGACCUGUAUGUGUUGGUCACCACUGCCAACAACCCUGAUGUCAUGAUGCCAGCAUUUGAUGCAUCUCCAUACUAUGUUAUUUUCUUUGUUGCAUUUUUGAUAAUCUGCUUUUUUGUGUAUAUGAACAUCAUCCUUGCUGUUAUCUACAAUAACUACAGAAAACACCUCAAGAAUGAAGUUAAAAAAUCAGUGUUCAGUAAGAGGCAACAACUACGUAAAGCAUUUGACAUCCUCUCAGUAAAAGUUUCAUCAAAGAAAUUAGUCACAAGGAACCGCUUCAUACAGCUUAUGAAAACUCUGGAUAAAGAGAAAAAUCCAGCCCUCAUAAAUGUCCUGUGGAUCGUUCUGGAUGGGGACCGCUCAGAUGCACUGGAUAGGGCAGAAUUCCUGAAAUUGGCCGAUCUAUUGAAUGUAGAAGUGUCUGCGGUAGUGGAUCGUGUUCCUCUGAUUGGUCAUCUCUUCCCAAAACUAUAUAACUCUCUGCCCUCGAGAUUUGUAUGUCGAGUGGUAAAGCACAAAGCUUUCCAAAUCUUUUUUGACUUCCUGACUCUGAUCAAUGCAAUAGUGAUUGCUAUUGCAACACCUACAUCAGACUGGGAUGAAAUGACAGAGUGGAUCUUUCUCUCCUUCUUUGUUUUGGAGAUUGUUUUGAAACUUUACGUCCAUGGAGCAUCCAGAUUUUUCAAGAGGAUGUGGAAUGUGUUUGACUUUUUUGUAAUUGGUGCAGCUUUUAUUAUGGCCAUUGUAGAGGAAAUUAAGGCUGAUGAUGAUGACAGUCGUCUUGCCCUGGAUGUAUUGCUAGUGUUAAGAGUAUUACGGCUUGUCAAGAUCAUUGGAAGUAUUGACCGUUUUAAAGUCAUUGUACACACUAUCAGCAAGAUUGGUCCAUCUCUCUUAACAUAUGGAGGAGUGCUUUUGGUAUUUUACUACAUAUUUGCCAUGAUUGGGAUGGAAUCAUUCCAAGGCCUGGUAAAAUAUACUGGAUAUGACAUAGAGAGUGGGUCUGAGCUCUUCUGCAGCAAUGAAAACCUAGAAAAGACAGACUUUUGGCGUGACCACUACUGCAAUAACAACUUCAAUGAUGUAGUUCAUGCAUUCAUUGUUCUCUUCGAGCUCACUGUUGUCAACCAAUGGCAUGUUAUUGCUUAUGGUUAUGCUGCUGUGACAAACUCAUGGGCACGCUUGUUCUUCAUGUUCUUUCAUCUUAUUUGCGUUAUCAUUGUGCUAAACAUCUUCACUGCAUUUGUCCUGGAAGCUUUUAUGCUGGAAUAUUCUGCAACUUAUGGUGGCAAGUUAGAAUCACAGCUUGAGAAGAAGAUUCAUGAAAUGGGUCUUAGCCUAAAAAAGAAAAAGAAGAAAACGACAACUAGCCGAGAGGAACUUGUGAUUGAGUCGGAUAGUUCUGAUGGAGGUGAUGAAGUAGAUUUGCCCCAGAAUAAAACUCCAGAAAGUUGUGCAGAUGUCACCCAGGAAGGAUCGUCUAGUUUUUACGGAAUACCACAGAACAUCUCGGGGGAAACAGACGUCAGAUUCCACAUAUCAAAAAAACUAAAGAAUGUCGAAGUUCUCCUGCAGAAGAUGUUUGAAAAGGAAUUAGAGGCGGAUGAGUUGGGACCAGACAUUUCAAACCUGGAGGAGGAUAUAGAUGACCAUUUACAUGCUUUUCCAACACAAGGGCACAGUUCUUGGCACAUUUGAUACUUCACAUCUCUAUCUUAAGGUUGAAGGCUUGAAAUUCUUUCUUCAGUAAAAUGAACUGUUUAAAGUUCUGUAUUUAUAUUAUUUAUUACUAAGUUGUUAGUUCUAUGCUAGUUCCUCAUAUCUGUUUAAUUUUGUGAUGUUGGUUUAUGUGAUAAAAUCUCUCAUAAGAAAUGUGAAAAUAAUGUGUUGAUAAAGUCUUAAUGCAUACAAUGUUUAUGAUUUCGUGACAUUUUGAUAAUUAUGUUGUACUGAGUAUCAUUUUGGUUGACAGGAAAAUCAGUGUCUUGACUGAUAUACUACAAUAAGCUGCUAAUUAUAUAGUUAUUUUAUGAUCUUGUUUUAAUUUUAAGUGUUAUGCUAAUUUUUAUGUUGAUAGAGUGAUUAGUAUCAGUGUUGACUUUUUGCUGAUAUGUUUAUAAGUGGUAUACUUUAUAGAUAUAAAAUAUAUUACCAAAGAACUAGGAACAUAUAUAUUUAUAUACCAAAGAUUUCAUAAUCAGAUAAUAACCAAAGAUGUUUAAAUUCUGUUCAAAAAAGAAAAUGAGGUGUAUGGUAUUGUUAAACUUCUGGAUAAUACAAUAUUAAAAAUAUGUCAUGUUGUCAAAAAGAUUUGAUUUAACACAGUUAUCACUGUGCUCUUACAAAAGUAUAAAAACCUUUGUCAGUAUAGUUUGGGGCCUUUCAGGGCCUUUUUGAAUUAUGGUGUAAUAGCAAUGGAAGUUUAGAUUUUACAGUGUAAUAUAUAUUAAACUUAGGGACAUCCAGAAAAUAAAAUACUUUCUUUCA
Messenger RNA from Penaeus indicus, 3814 nucleotides. RefSeq names its product two pore channel protein 1-like. Gene Ontology annotation, molecular function: monoatomic ion channel activity. Bases 419 to 3025 code for a protein of 868 amino acids. The record is from RefSeq and is a predicted model, not a curated record. The transcript has 21 exons. Lineage: Eukaryota; Metazoa; Arthropoda; Malacostraca; Decapoda; Penaeidae. Gene Ontology annotation, cellular component: membrane. Gene Ontology annotation, biological process: transmembrane transport; monoatomic ion transport.